Molecule: messenger RNA, 1601 nt
Organism: Camellia sinensis
Lineage: Eukaryota; Viridiplantae; Streptophyta; Magnoliopsida; Ericales; Theaceae
Gene: ELC
Product: Ubiquitin-conjugating enzyme/RWD-like protein
Biological process (GO): protein modification process; endosome to lysosome transport; protein transport
Cellular component (GO): ESCRT I complex
Molecular function (GO): ubiquitin binding
Source: RefSeq, a predicted model, not a curated record
GCUUCAGUGACCAUCUGAUAUGCAUUUCAAAACCUCGUCAUACCGCGGCACUCCAGAUCGCAGAUCCACACCUCUCUCUCUCUCUCUCUCUCUCUAAAACAUUUCUCUCUCCUCAACACGGCGGCGAUGGUACCUCCACCGGCGGUCCACGGCGGCUCACCGCCGAACUCCCAGUACAUCCAACAGUUCCUGAGCAGCGUCCUCUCCCAACGCGGUCCAUCUGCUCUCCCCUACACCGAAGACGUAAAAUGGUUGAUCCGCCAACACCUGGUCUCUCUCUCCGAAUCCUACCCUAGCCUCCAACCCAAAACCGCCACCUACACCCACAACGAUGGCCGCACCGUCAACCUCCUUCAGGCCGACGGCACCAUCCCCAUGCUCUUCCAUGGCGUCACCUACAACAUCCCCGUCGCUCUCUGGCUCAUGGAGUCCUAUCCUCGCCACCCUCCUCUCGUCUAUGUCAACCCUACCCGCGACAUGAUCAUCAAGCGUCCUCACCCUUUCGUCAACCCUUCUGGCCUCGUUUCAACCCCUUAUCUUCAAAAUUGGGUUUACCCUAGCUCCAAUUUGCUCGAUUUGGCUCGCGAUUUGAGCCAUUACUUCGGCCGCGAUCCCCCUCUCUAUUCUCAGCGCCGCCCCAGCCCUAACCCUAGCCCUAAUUCUAAUUUCACCCCACCGGGAACUGGGUCGGUGGCGAUUUCUCGGCCCGCGAUCCCGCCCCGAUCCUAUCCUCAGUCUCCCUAUGGCGGCGGAAGUGGCGGCAGUGGGAGGAUUCCUCCGCCUUCGCCGCAGAGGCCGGGUGUGGGGACUGAUGAUCCAACCGAGGUUUUUAAGCGGAAUGCUGUGAAUAAGAUCGUGGAGAGUUGCCAUUCAGAUAUCGGGGCUUUGAGGAAGAGGAGGGAGGAGGAGAUGGAGGGGUGGUUUAGUGCUCAGGCGGUGUUGAGGCAGAGGGAGGAACAGCUUGGGAGAGGGGUGAGAGAGAUGCAAGAUGAGAAGGAAGGGUUGGAGCAGCAAUUGCAGAUGGUUUUGAUGAAUACUGAUGUUUUGGAGGGGUGGUUGAGGGAGAAUGAGGAGAAGCUGUUGAAUUCGAGGAAUGUCGACAUUGACGAUGCGUUUCAGCCUUGUGAUGUUCUUUCUAAACAGAUGAUUGAGUGUACUGCUUCGGAUUUGGCUAUUGAGGAUGUCAUUUAUGCUUUGGAUAAGGCGGUUCAAGAAGGGUCAAUCCCGUUUGAUCAGUACUUGAGAAAUGUGAGGUCUUUGUCUCGUGAGCAGUUUUUUCAUAGGGCAACUACCUCUAAAGUUAGGGCUGCUCAGAUGCAAGCUCAGGUUAAUAGUAUGGCUGCUAGGGCAUCGCAAUAUGCAGUGUGAAAAUUCGUCUCCUCGGGUAUGCCAUAGGGUUCAUUGCACGGGACUUCAGGCCAAGUUUCUGCGGUUCAGGUCGAGCAUGAUAAUAUUGAAUAAUAUCCAAGUUGCAGAAUUUGUCAAGAUUUUGUUCGUAGUUCAUGUUAUAUUUUAUAUACAUGACUUUGUACUGGCAGUUGUGAUUAAAACAAUAGUAACUUAUCACCACAUUAUUAUAUUAUAUUACUUUGUUGAUCAUA